Molecule: messenger RNA, 5230 nt
Organism: Drosophila biarmipes
Lineage: Eukaryota; Metazoa; Arthropoda; Insecta; Diptera; Drosophilidae
Product: ecdysone receptor
Exons: 6
Coding region: 1098-3746 (882 amino acids)
Biological process (GO): negative regulation of transcription by RNA polymerase II; positive regulation of transcription by RNA polymerase II; cell differentiation
Cellular component (GO): nucleus
Molecular function (GO): zinc ion binding; RNA polymerase II cis-regulatory region sequence-specific DNA binding; nuclear receptor activity
Source: RefSeq, a predicted model, not a curated record
UUCGCCCAUUGAUUUAGUAUUUUUUUGGACUUUGUUGUUAACGGUUUGCUUUCUCGCACGCUCGACGUUCGAUCGCGUUCGCCCAAAUACAAGAUAGAAAACACACUUCAAAACAUAAUACCUGCCUACGGUUUCCCCAAAACACCAAAUGUUUUAAAACAAAAUACCAAGAUGGUGCAACCAAAUAAAUUUGAAGUUCAAAUUUCCUAUGUACUUCUAUCUAUGAAAAAUUAUUAAAUAAGUAACUAAUAAUACCAGCUCUCCCCAUCACCAACAAAAACAAAAAGUGCAAUUCAUCGGCAGAUAUAAAAUAACGUGCAAAUGCAUUGUAUCUGAAGCUAAUAGAAUAGGAAAAUACAUAUAUAUUGAAGAGGGGGAGAAUAGUUCUUUAAAUAACGCAAAAAAAGAGCAUAUAUUCAUAUUUGUAUAGAUAUUAUAUAGCUUCUGCAUAGUGCAAAACGCGGAUGAACGAAUUCGACGAGACCGAAAUGUAAACAGGAGAGAUUCCCUAACAAUCCAACGGUGAAAGCAAGAACAAACAAAAGCAGAACUCGAAACCAAACAUCAACAAUCGGCGCAUAGACAUUUAGACAUUAGUCUAGUCGUCGUCUGUGGAGUGUAGUACACAUUGUCCGCAUCCCAAUAUUAUUCGAAAAAUAGUGCGCGAGUGAGAAUAAUAGUGAAAAGAUAUUUACCAAAAUCAAAAAAUAGUGCUUUGCCAACAGGAAUAUCUUCCAUUGAAGAACACAGUGACUCCAUGGAUACUUGUGGAUUAGUAGCAGAACUAGCGCACUAUUUUGAUGCAUAUGCACUGACUAUUCCGAGUCCUAAAUGAUCAGGAAUUCGUUCGAAAAUGUAUUUUGAACGCAAGCAAGUGCGCAAAAAAUACUAGAUCAGCCACAAACUUCAGAAAACACCGCCAGAAGUAAGGAAACUCUCGGGCCACAGUACCGAGGCUAGCACAGCACAGACGAUCUUAGCUGGAGAAAGCCAGUCUCCACAUACCGACAAACUGCCAGGGACAAGCUCCUUGUCCCCAGCCGAGGCGUACUGAUCAGAGAAACGGCCCCAAAACGGCGACCAUCGGCUACCAGAGGAUGAAGCGGCGCUGGUCAAACAACGGCGGCUUCAUGCGCCUCCCGGAGGAGUCCUCCUCCGAGGUCACAUCCUCCUCGAACGGGCUCGUCCUGCCCUCGGGGGUGAACAUGUCGCCCUCGUCGCUGGACUCACACGACUACUGCGACCAGGAGCUCUGGCCCUGCGGCAACGAGACCGGCCUGUACGGCAGCUCCAGCGGCAACGGCCUGAAUCAGCAGCAGCAGCAAAGCGUCAUCACGCUGGCCAUGCAAGGCUGCUCCAGCACCCUUCCCGCCCAGACGACUAUCAUCCCAAUUAAUGGAAGCGGGAAUGGAAACUCCACCAACGGCCACUAUGUGCCGGGUGCCACCAACCUGGGUGCGUUGGCCAAUGGCCACGGGAUGCUCAAUGGGGGGCUCAACGGAAUGCAGCAGCAGAUGCAGAACGGCCAUGGGCUCAUCAACUCCACAACCUCCUCGACGCCCACCACCCCGCUCCACCUGCAACAGAACCUGGGUGGCGGAGGCGGUAUCGGGGGCAUGGGUCUUCUCCACCACACGAAUGGGAACUCCAAUGGCCUCAUCGGCGUCGCGGGAGGCGGCGGAGGAGCCGGAGUGGGCGGAGUGGCAGGCCUGGGAAUGCAGCACACGCCGCGAAGCGAGUCAGCGAAUUCCAUUUCAUCAGGUCGCGAUGAUCUGUCGCCCUCGAGCAGCCUGAAUGGGUAUUCGGCGAACGAAAGCUGCGAUGCAAAGAAGAGCAAGAAAGGUCCUGCGCCGCGGGUGCAGGAGGAACUGUGCCUGGUGUGCGGCGACCGGGCCUCCGGUUACCACUACAACGCCCUCACCUGCGAGGGCUGCAAGGGCUUCUUUCGGCGCAGCGUGACGAAGAGCGCCGUGUACUGCUGCAAGUUCGGGCGCGCCUGCGAAAUGGACAUGUACAUGAGGCGCAAGUGCCAGGAGUGCCGCCUUAAAAAGUGCUUGGCCGUGGGAAUGCGGCCGGAGUGCGUCGUUCCGGAGAACCAGUGCGCGAUGAAGCGGCGCGAAAAGAAGGCCCAGAAAGAGAAGGACAAGAUGUCGCCCAGCUCCCAGCACGGCGGCAACGGCGGCAGCGUGGGCUCUUGCAAUGCCCACGACUUCGUUAAGAAGGAGAUUCUCGACCUCAUGACAUGCGAGGCGCCACAGCACGCCACUAUUCCGCUACUACCUGAUGAAAUUUUGGCCAAGUGUCAAGCGCGCAAUAUACCUUCAUUAACGUACAAUCAGUUGGCCGUCAUUUAUAAAUUAAUUUGGUACCAGGAUGGCUACGAACAGCCAUCCGAGGAGGAUCUCAGACGUAUAAUGAGUCAACCCGAUGAGAACGAAAGCCAGACGGACGUCAGCUUUCGGCACAUCACAGAGAUAACCAUACUCACAGUCCAGCUAAUUGUUGAGUUUGCUAAAGGUCUACCAGCGUUUACAAAGAUACCCCAGGAGGACCAGAUCACGCUGCUAAAGGCAUGCUCGUCGGAGGUGAUGAUGCUGCGUAUGGCCCGCCGCUACGACCACAGCUCGGACUCCAUAUUCUUCGCUAAUAACAGAUCCUAUACGCGGGACUCGUACAAAAUGGCCGGAAUGGCUGACAAUAUUGAAGACCUGCUGCAUUUCUGCCGCCAAAUGUUUUCGAUGAAGGUGGACAAUGUCGAAUACGCGCUACUCACUGCCAUUGUGAUCUUCUCCGACCGGCCGGGCCUUGAGAAGGCCCAACUAGUCGAAGCCAUCCAGAGCUACUACAUCGACACGCUACGCAUUUAUAUACUCAAUCGCCACUGCGGCGACCGCAUGAGCCUCGUUUUCUACGCUAAGCUGCUCUCAAUUCUCACCGAGCUUCGCACCCUGGGCAACCAGAACGCCGAGAUGUGCUUUUCGCUUAAGCUUAAAAACCGCAAGCUGCCCAAGUUCCUCGAGGAGAUCUGGGACGUACACGCCAUCCCACCCUCGGUUCAAUCGCACCUCCAGGUUACCCAGGAGGAGAACGAGCGACUCGAGCGGGCGGAGCGAAUGCGCGCCUCGGUUGGUGGGGCCAUAACCGCCAGCAUCGAUUCCGAGUCCGCGUCCACUUCGGCGGCGGCAGCCGCGGCACUCCAUCAACCCCAGCCUCCGCCCCAACCCCAAAAUGAAACCCAGCAUCAUUCGCAGGCGCAUCAGCAACCGCAGCAGCAAUCGCAACUGCAAGCUCAAAUUGAACCCCAACUGCAAGCCCAGCUCCAACCCCAGCUCCAACCCCAGCUCCAACCCCAGCUUCAACCCCAGCUCCAACCCCAACUCCAGACGCAGCUCCAGCCGCAGCCACAGCUUCUUCCCGUUUCCGGACCCGCCACUGUUCCCGGCCCUAGUUCCGUUUUGGCGGUCAGUACGAGCAGCGAUUUUAUUGGCGGAAGUGGGUCCAUGCGAUCCAUCACGGCGGCGACCACCUCCUCGAACAGUAUCGCUGCUGUAGUUCCAGCGACCUCCUCCACACCUGCUGUGGCAGUGGGCAACGGAGUUAGAGCCGCUGUCGAAACGGGCGGCAACGUCAGCAUGUAUGCAAACGCCCAGACGGCGAUGGCCCUUAUGGGUGUGGCCCUGCACUCGCACCAGGAGCAACUGAUCGGUGGAGUUUCAGUCAAGUCGGAGCACUCGACGACAGCAUAGCAGUCACAGUCACAGCGUCACCAACAGACCAUCGGAGUCCUGCUUGAUUGAGAGCCCAUAGCGACCUAGGAGCAGGUUCAGGGGAGUUCCAUCCCGGAAUAUUCAAGGCGGAGUUAGUAGAAAAAGAAGUGAAUAAUUAAUGGGCAAGCGUAAAAUGCAGUUAUUUAGUCUUAAGCCUGCAAAUAUUAGAGUUUAUCCCUUAUUCUUAAGAUUUAACAGGUAACACAACCUAUUAACACAUAAAAAGCUUACUUAAAAAGCUUUAACCAUAAAUGGACAAAAGCGUUGAGAAACGGAGAGAAAAACUUGAAAGAAAACCAUUAUAAAACUUGGAGUUUACUAUCCAUUCUUUAGUGGGCGAAUGUUCUAUUCCUCACGAUCAAUUCUCGAAUUUUGUUAUUCAAUUUGAUGCUCCAAAAUGCAUACGAAACAGAUCAGAAAAAAGAACAGAGAGUAGGGCGAGACCAGAGAGAAGAGAAUAAAGAUUGUUUAUAUUUUAAAAAUAUAUAAAAUCAUAAGUACUAACUCUAAACUUAAUGAAAGCAACUGUAUAAUAUCUAAAUAUAACUCUUAAUUCUUAUGUAAGAGACGUGAGGAAAUCUGUUAAAGGAAAUAAUAGUUAUGAUAAAAACAUUAACAUCCACCAUAACUAAAUACACUUAAAUUAAUUCAAACAAACCACUCUAAAAAAACCAUGCAAAACUCGGACUGAUUUUAUACAUUUUUUUUAUUCAAAACAAAAGGCAAACUGCAAAAAAAAAUGUUACAAAAAAGUGCAACUAAACAAAAAACAUAAUUAUUACGCCCUCCCUAUACUUUAAAAUUAAAAUUUAAAUUCUAGUAUUCUAAUGAUUUUCACCGAAAAACAUUGAAUACCAAAAAAAAAAACUUUUAAUAUUGGCACCGUUUUAGACAUUUUUUUAACAACAAUUUUAUAUCAACUUUAACAAGAGAUAAUGAAUAUGAAGUGAUUGGAGGAGUCUUACUCACAAACGAAAAGGCAUCAAAAGGUAUUAAGUCUAAAUUGAUUGAAACUUACGAUUGAUUUCAAGUUCAGUAAACACUUUUUGGUGUAAAAUAGUUUUCAAUCACUUUAAUAAAAAACUACACAUAUUAACACACACACACCAAAAGACUUUAAUAUAUAUUUAUAAAAUGUACAUUGGUAAUUCUUGAUUUGUAUCAGUGAAAAAUGUAACAAAUUUUGGCAGAAUCAAAAUUUAUUUAAUGAAAACCACAUCAAAAGAACGUGCAAAUUAUUUACUUCGGCAAUGCUUAUGUUAAACAAAAUUUAAUGCAAAUUCAUAAACUAAUUUUUUAGGUUUUUUUAGUUUUUUGCUCUGAGAUGUACAUUUUAAAAACAUUGUUUAAAAUUGUUGGCUUUAUUUUAACUUAAAUCAAAUUUAUUCUUAUUUAAAUAGAUAUUUGUGUUGGAAGAUGAAAAAAACUGUAAAAAAGUAAAUUAAAUAAAACGUAUACGUAAA